This is a messenger RNA of Cottoperca gobio, 7948 nucleotides long. RefSeq names its product CAP-GLY domain containing linker protein 1a (gene clip1a). Gene Ontology annotation, molecular function: microtubule plus-end binding. NCBI's taxonomy places the organism in Eukaryota, Metazoa, Chordata, Actinopteri, Perciformes, Bovichtidae. The coding region runs from base 363 to 7061 and encodes 2232 amino acids. Gene Ontology annotation, biological process: cytoplasmic microtubule organization; positive regulation of microtubule polymerization. The transcript is spliced from 28 exons. Gene Ontology annotation, cellular component: nucleus; microtubule plus-end; cell cortex. The record is from RefSeq and is a predicted model, not a curated record.
CGUCCUACCGUUGACGUUCCUCUCGGACGUUGGACAGACAGCUCGUACAUUGGGCUGUGUCUGAUCCCAGCAGUCGUCGUGGUUCUCUACUUAGCUUGCUAGCUGUGUAUUUCCUGAGAAGACGUAGGCUGUACAGGAACAUAACAGGGUCCUGUACAUGAUCAGCACUUUUUCUCCCUCCUCCCUUUUCUUGUUUUUUUCUUUUUGUUCAACAUUUUUUUUGUUUGUUUUUCUUUUUUGUUUAAAUCAUUUUGGUGAAGAGAGAAAAUCGUUUAUCAUCAAAAACAAUUGAUGAUCGGGGGUCAGUCUGUACCCACCGACGGACACAAGCCUUUUGGGUCUAACACAUCACAGGAAGAAACAUGAGCAAGCCCAGUGGGAUCAAAGGGCCCAGCAAGAUAGGUAGACCACCUGGACCAGCAGCCCCCAAGACCAACCCCAGCACAGCGGGAGCUAAAGUUGCUGCGGCCGACAAAUCAGCUGCAGAUGCCAGUGGAGAAGAGAGUGCUGGGGAGAGCUUUCAGGUCGGGGAGCGAGUAUGGGUUAAUGGGAAUAAACCAGGCUACAUCCAGUUUUUGGGAGAGGCACAGUUUGCCCCUGGACAGUGGGCAGGGAUUGUUCUAGAUGAGCCGAUUGGAAAGAAUGAUGGGUCGGUGGCAGGGGUGCGCUACUUCCAGUGUGAUGCCCUGCGAGGAAUAUUUACCCGCCCAUCGAAGUUGUCUUCCACAGAGGGGGAGGCUAAUGGAACUCAGACAGAACCCUCCUCCCGUGCUGCAUCACCCACUCCUUCAGUUAGCAGCGUGGCUUCACACACACCAGCCACAAAAUCAACAUUACCCUCAACUACCACAGCAACUAAGAAGGCCUCCUCCACUACGCCAGCUACCCCAGCGAUACCAUCCUCCAACCUCGCACGCACAAACAGUGAAUCUAUCUCCAACCUCUCAGAGACUGGAUCAGUGAAGAAAGGGGAUAGGGAACUGAAGAUGGGUGACCGAGUAUUGGUUGGUGGUACAAAGGCAGGAGUGGUACGUUUCCUUGGAGAAACAGAUUUUGCCAAAGGCGACUGGUGUGGUGUGGAAUUGGAUGAGCCCUUAGGAAAGAAUGACGGGGCAGUGGCAGGCACAAGAUAUUUUCAGUGCCAACCAAAGUAUGGCUUAUUUGCUCCAGUGCACAAAGUCACACGCAUUGGCUUCCCUUCCACCACGCCAGCCAAAGCAAAAACAACGGUUCGGAAAGUAGUGGCCACACCAUCUGGGCUAAAGCGAAGCCCUAGUGCCUCCUCCAUCAGUACCAUGAGCUCCGUGGCGUCCUCUGUUAGCGCCAAGCCCAGCCGCACAGGCCUGCUAACAGAGACAUCAUCCCGGUAUAACCGUAAGAUUUCCGGCACCACAGCCCUGCAGGAGGCGCUGAAGGAGAAGCAGCAGCAUAUUGAGCAGCUUAUGGCUGAGAGGGACACAGAGAGAGCUGAAGUUGCCAAGGCCACUGGCCAUGUUGGAGAGAUGGCGCAAGAAAUUGGCCUGCUCAGGGACGAUCAGGAGCAGAUGGAGACCAAGAUGGAUCAGUUACGAGCCUUGGUAGAAGCUGCAGACAAAGACAAAGUCGAGCUGCUGAAUCAGCUGGAGGAGGAGCGUAGGAAAGUGGAGGACCUUCAGUUCCGCGUAGAGGAAGCUUGCAUUACCAAAGGCGACCUGGAGACGCAGACCAGACUGGAGCAUGCCCACAUUAAGGAGCUUGAACAGAGCCUACUCUUUGAAAAGACCAAAGCUGAGAAACUCCAAAGAGAGUUAGAAGACACUAGGGUUGCUACUGUGUCGGAAAAAUCCCGUAUUAUGGAUCUUGAGAAGGACCUUUCACUACGAACAAGAGAGGUAGCCGACCUGCAGCUGCAUCUUGGGACCCAACAGGGCUCUGAGGACUUAAACUCAACUCUUUCUCCCCUUCUGGAAGAGAUAAAGUCUCUGAGGGAUCAGUUGGCUUCCCAAGAAGCUAUGCAGGCAGAAGAGCUAGCAAAGUACAAGGAGAAGUUAGAAGUGCAAGAAAAGAGCCACAGUGAGGCAGCUGCCCAGCUUCAGGCUUCAUCUGUAAGGCUCUCUGGUGACAACGAACAGUUGCAGAUGCGCUUAAGCCAGGCUGAGAAGGAGAAUGCUGACAUUAUUGAACUGUGGCGUUCCAAGUUGGAGAAUGCCAUUUCCUCUCAUCAUCAAGCCAUGGGGGAGCUGAAGGUGUCCUUCAGCAAAGGCGCAGGUGCCCAGACAGAAGAACUUAUUGAAACCAAAAGUGCACUAGAGAGGCUGAAGAUAGAGCACAAGUUGGCUCUAGAGGAGGCUGGAGCCAAACAUGAGGCAGAUGCCGCAGCGUGGACUCGGGAGACGCAGGCACUGAAGGCACAGCUGUUGUCUUUGAUUGAGGAUAAAGAGCGACUGGAAGACUCGCUACGGUCCACCGUUGAAAAAACAGAGGAGCAACACCUUGUUGAAAUGGAGGAUGUUCUUGGAAAACUUCAUGCUGCCGAACUUAGGGUGAAGGAGCUUGAGGAUAAAGAAGUGAUGCUGGAACAACAGGCCCAAGACAAGGAUAGAGAAACCAAAGAGCAGAUGUUAGAAAUGGUGGCUCUGCGUAGCAAAGUAGCACAACGUAACCAAGAUCUUUUGACCCUGAAGAGUGAAUUAGAAACCGUUCAGGACCAAGGAAACAACCAGGGUGCCAAGGUUAAUGAAUUGAGCUCACAGGUAGAGAGCCAACAGCAGAAAGUCCUCUCUUUACAGCAGAGUCUGACCACUGUACAGCAGGAGAAGGACACCCUGGAACAAGAGCUUGGAGACCUGAAACAAAAGUUAUCUGAAAGCACAGAGGAGCAGACUAAAUCAUCAAACACUAUGCAAGAAACACUUGAGAAGCUCAGUAAGAAGGAAGAGCAGUCCACUUCUCUGACCACAGAAUCAGAGUCUCUAAGAAGUCAACUUGACGGCCUGGAAAGGAAGCUCAAGGCUGCAGAUGAAAAGCUUGAGCAGCUUUCAAAGGACAAAAGCAAGCUGGAAAAUGAUAUUUCAGACAUGAUGAAGACAUCUGGUGAUAGUUCAGUAAAGCUGACCAAAAUGAAUGAAGAUCUAGUACAGAAAGAAAGGCGGCUUGAGGAGUUGCAGAGUCAACUAUCAGAGGAGAAGGAGAAGGUGGCACACUCAAAGGAACAACUCCAGCAAGAACAGACCCGCAAAGAGCAGGAGAUGAAAGAGACCGGAGAUGCACAUCAAUCUCAAAUAAGUAGCCUUCAGGAGAAGAUUGCUAACCUGAAGAAGACUGGUAAACAGGGUAAGACCUUGGUUGAGGAGCUCAAAGCAUCACAAGAGAAAUCCUUCUCUCAGGCUUCAGAGCUCCAUGUGAAGGAACUUGAGGUUCUGCAGAGUCAGGUGGACACGUUGAAGCAGGAGCUCUCCUCAUCCAAGGACAAAACCCAGGAGCUGGAGAAGAUGGUAUCUGAGCUGCAGCCAUACAAGGAACAAGCUCAGUGUCUUUCUGCUGAGCUUGACUCCAACAAGCAUGAUGUUGAACAUGUUUCCAAAAAACUGGAAAAGCAGAGUCUAGAUCUGGAAAAUAAGUGUAAGGAAAGCGAAGAUGUUAAGGCUGAGAAAGACAAACUGGAGAAACUGCUUUCAGAUGUGCAGAAUAAGCUCAAUGCCCUUGAGAUUAGUCACCAGGAGCUUUCAGUCAAGAAUGAAGAACUGUUAAUGUCCAGAGAUAAGCUUUCGAAACAUCAAGAGGAACUACUUGCCAACAACAAAUGCUCAGAUGAAGAACGGAUUUUAUUGAACAAGGAGUUGCAGAAGCUCAAAGAUCUUAUUCAGGAAGUACAGACUGAAAACAAAAACCUGAAGCAUGCUAAAGGUGAACUCCAGGCCCAAAUUGAGGAGCUUCAAAAGCAAAAUGCAGAGAAGAAUGACUUACUCCUAAAGCAUCAGCAGGACAUCCAGCAAAUUGAGGCUAAAAAGAAGAAACUACAUGAGGACUUUGAAAAUGUCUGCAAGGAGAAGAACCAGCUUAAAGACGACCUCAAUGAAAGCAGGUCGAAGCUCACAAGUGAGAAGGACAAUCUAAUUUUAGAAAGAGAUUCUGCUAGAAAUGCCAAAAAAUCUCUUGAUGCUAAGAAUGCUGAGUUGCAGGCAAAACUUAAAUCCUUGAACUUAGAAAAAGAAGAUCUUACGAUGAAGAAUACCCAGCUGCAGGCCCUCACAGAAACACUGACAAAAGAGAAAGUGGAGAUGUCUUCUGAAAUCAGUGGUGCUGUGCUGGAUAGAAAUAGCCUUGAGACGGUGAAGGAGGAACUCCAGAAUAAGCUCAUUAUUACCAAGAAAGACUUGGAGAGCUCUGUCCGUGAAUGUGAAGAACUUAAAGCCUCCAAAAUGAGCCUGGCCCAGAUGCUGGAGAAGUUCAAGACUAGCAGUCAGGUGACUGAUUCUGAGAGGCUUCACCUUCUGCAAGAGAAAGAAGACUUACUUGCGAUCCAAAGAAAAGUAUGUAAUGAGAAGGAAGAGCUCCUCAGAGACAUGGAAGAAUUAAAGGAGAAACUUCAAGUGUCAACAGAACAACUGUCAAAGUCCAACGAGAAACUUAAAGAAGCAUUAUCAUCUUUUGAGCAAGAGAAGCAAGCUUUUCGCCUUCAGAAUUCUGAAAUUGAGAUGGGUCUACAUGUUAUACGAAAAGAAAAGAUGAGCCUGGAUUCAGCACUAGAGCAGCAGAAAAUGGAUUAUGAGCGUUUGUCAGGGGAGAAGGGAGAAUUGGAAGAGAAGCACACAAAAACCGUAUCUGAGAAUAAUGCUCUUUCUCUUGAGCGCGAUAAGCUAGCCAGUGAUUUCCGAACAAAUAAGGACCAGUUGGAUAGUUAUUCUAGAUCUAAUGACGUCUUAAUUCAAGAGAAGUCUCAUUUAACAACAAUGCUAGAGGAAACCAAAAGCCAAAAAGACAAAGUUGAAGUAGAAAUGACCUCUUUGAAACGAGAAAAGGCUGACUUACAAAAUGAGCUUCAGAAACACGACUCUGAUAUUAAAAUUCUUGAAAAGGGCAAAGCUGAACUUGGUCAAGAGCACAGUAAACUAAAAACAGAUUUUGAGAAGGCUAAUUCUGAACUUGUUAAACAGGUUGAUAACCUUACAAAAGAUGGUCAGCGUUUGCAAUCGUUACAGACCGAAACUGACACCAAAGCGCGCUCCUUGCAGAAAGAGAACCAAGGUCUGCUUCAGGAUAUCCAGGAGUUAAAAUGUCAGACUGAAUCAAUGUCAGGGGCCAAGCACCUUCUUGAGACCCAGCUGCAGGCUGAGACCAGUGAACGAGAUCAAGCAAAAUCUGACAAGGAUGGUUUCUCUAAACAAAUUGAGGAGCUGCAGAAAACGUUGUUCAAAGUCACACAAGAAAAUAAAGAGAUUUCUUCUAACCUUAAAAACGCUGAUGAGCAAAAGAAGUCUUUCGAAAUAGAUAUGGAGGCUUUAAAAGCUCUAUCGACGCAGCGAGAGCAAGAAACUAGUCAGUUGACAGCAGAUAAAGAACAGCUAUUAUCUAAGCUUGAGGAUAUCGGCAAACAGAUGACCUCCCUGGCCACAGAGAAGGAAGACCUUUUAGCUGGACAGUGCAAAUUGGAGCAGAACAUUUCUUCCCUCCACAUAAGCCAGGAAAAUUGGCUCGCAGAACGGUCAAGACUCCUUGGAGAGGGAGAGAAGUUGCACGCCAGCCAGAAACAACUAGAGAUUGAUGUCAAGGGCCUACAAACCAAUAAAGAACUUUUGGAAAAGCAAUACAAGAAUGCUGUCGCGGAGGUAUCUGCUUCCACCGUUGUGAAAGAAGAGAUUUCCUCCAGCAUCUCAAAUCUCACAGCUCAGAAUGAAGUCCUGCAGGUGGAGAGAGAUGAAGCCACCCAGCAAGUCAGGCAGCUCGAGUCCCAACUCAAAAAUGCCAUUUCUAAGCAGCUUGAGGCUACAGAGGUCUCUGGCAAUACCGCUGAGGCUCUGCAACAGCUGACAAAAGAGAAAACCAUUUUGAUGCAGGAGAAGAACGAAGCCCAAUCUUUGCUGAAAGAGCACCGGGGCUCCACGCAGAAGAUGGAGACACAGCUGAAAACAUUGAAGAAAAAUAAUUCUAAGUACCAAGAAGAUCUGAAUGUGUCCAAAGAGCAGCUUUGCAUAGAAACUCAGAGGACUGAGAGUCUGUGCAAGGAAAUUGAGGAACUUAAAGAAGCAGUUUCUGGGAAGACGCAGUCCCUGCAGAAGCUGCAAGACGAGAACAAUAAGCUGACACUUGAAGACCAGACUAAUCUUUUGAUGAUCAAGGAUGAGCACUCAAAACUCAAAAAACAGUUGAAGCAAAGCCUGCCAAAUAAUGCCUUCAGUGAGAGCACCAUGAAGGAGCAGUUUGACAAGGAGAAGGCUGCCCUCCAAAAGUCCAUCCAUAAAAACGGUGCCUUAAUUUCUGAAAAGGACCUGCAGGUGGAAAACCUGAAGAGCGAGCUGGUUGCACUGCGUGGGGAAAGUGCCUCAGUUAAGACACUGCAGGGUACAAUUCAGGCCUUGGAGCAGGACAAGGCUAAUCUACAGGAGCGUGCUCAAAGACUGGAGAAGGACCUGGCUGCAGGGCCUGACGGCAUCAGAGAGUCCUCAGGUGAUGCAGUUCUGGACCAACUACGGGAGGAUAAGGAGACUGCAGAGAGUCAGGCAGCGAUCGAGUUCCUGAACUCGGUCAUCGUUGACCUCCAGAGGAAGAAUAAGGAACUCAAGGAGAAAUUGGAGAAAAUGGCAGCUGCUUCUCUCAAUGGAAAUAAUCCAAAUGAGCUGGAUAACUAUGAUGGCCAUGACCAGGAACCUGCGAAGAAGAAGCUUCCCCCGAGGCUGUUCUGUGACAUCUGCGACUGUUUCGACCUCCAUGACACCGAGGACUGUCCCACACAAAUGCAGAUGCCCGACUCCCCUCCACACACCACCUACCACGGCACGAAGGGCGAAGAUCGGUCCUACUGCAACAUCUGCGAGGUCUUUGGCCACUGGACCGAUUCCUGUAACGACGACCAGACCUUUUAAGCCUUUUCCACCCUCGUUCGCACAAUCAGUAUAUUUGCACAUCAUGUUAGAGUUACGCCGUGCUUUAGGGGUGCUUUGGUUUGUAUGUGUGCAUUUCGUGUGCUUGUUUUCGCGAAGCGUCUUUAUCGUCCAUGUCCUUAAGCGCUCUUAUGGGAGAAUGUCCUCCUCAGAAUCUCUUCAGACAUCAAGAAAAAUAUUAUACAGCAGUUAACAAUUUGUAUUUGUAAAUGAAUUUAGAGCAAAACAUUUUGAUAUCUUGUGUUUGUAUGAGUGAGGAGAUGCUGCAGGUGGAUGUUUCAUUGUGGGAGAAGCGAUGAUCUUCUUCGGAUCGUUUAAUUUAUCCCAACAUUGUUUGCACAGCUUGUUGGGGAGUCACAAAGAUAAUAUAGUAUCACGAAAGGUGUUUAUUUGAAAGUGUAAAUGACUUGAUUGAAAACAAAUAUCAGUUUGCGCAAAUAAUUGGUGAGCUAUAGUUUAUUUUUUUAUGCCUGGAAAUACGAUGUACUCUUUAAAGGUUUGAUAGUAUGUGUGUCAUUUUGUGAAGGGUAAUCACAGGGGGGAGACUUUCUCACUCUUGCCUGGAGUUCAACAGAGAAGCCCAGUGCUGUUUGGCUUUAAUGGGAACCUUUGUUAUGGUCUUCAUGAAGGGAACUGAUGGAUGAUUGUUCCAAGAAGCUGCAAAAAGUACUUUGAACUUACUGUAACCCCUCAGUUCCUGGGAAAUGGCCUUUCCAAAAGGUUUCUUUGCAAUUUUAAAAGAGCAUUUCUGUAUGAAACAAUAAAAUACUUUGGCAUUUCUUAAAAAAUGUUUUGAAUAUCUGUAUAAAAAUAAAUGAAAUUUAUGUAUAAAUUAAAAUCAAAUAUCUCUAUUGAUUGUUCAAUGGAAA